AAAGAGAAGACAACUUUUCUCGGCAUCAGGAAAGACUACUGGGAUUAUUUCUGUGACUGUUUGGCAAAGUUAAAAGGAGCUAAUGACGGCAUUCGCUUUGUCAAGUCUAUCCCUGAGGUAAUCCUGCACAAGUGCACAAGUGUGACAAACAAUUAAACUCGCAGUCUGAGCUACCGGGUCACUGGAACACCCAUCCCUGAGAUCUACAGGACUAUAACGUCUCAGGCUGUAGUCUAACCAUGUUUUUUUUUUACUGCCUUGCAUGUAAUGAAGUUACUUUAUUAUUAGUGACCAAUGACUUGAGUAUGCCAAUGCAUUGAGGUCUGUUGGGCUGUCAUCCAUUGGAGGUGAGUCAUGGAGGAACAGACAUAAAGAGGACUGUGAGAUGAGGUUGGUGUUGAACUGUUGCUUAAAGAGCUUAUUGUAGGGUGCUGCUUGAAACUCUGCCUGUGUUUGGAAUGAUAUGAGUCUAGACAUAUGCUGUAUGUUAGUUUUGUGCUGAUCUUUCACAAAAGUAUUAGUUUAUUUGAAGUUGUAUGUAGUGUAUGAAAGAUAUAUUUUUUGUAUGCCAAAGAUGCUUGAAUGAUGCUCUAUAGUACAUAGAAGCAUGCACGUAGUGUGUUUUCCACACAGUCACUCUUGGCUAUAAUUUAGAAAAAGAAAGAUUUUAUUGUCUUUUAAGCAAGAAACCAAUAGCAAUGCACAGGAACUCUCUGGAAAUCUCUGGGUCAGGUGAUAUGUGACUGCUGAUGUUGUUUGAGUCAUUGAGGUUAUUAUUUGAGACCGCUAUCUCCAGUACGGCUGCAGAAACAGCUGAAUGGGAGUUGAGAAUGAUGCUUAUUAUAAGGAAAUGACAUUGACAGGAAGAAAUAAACAACAUUGAACAUUGCAAUUGAACUGUCUGUCAGGGUCGUCUGUAAGUGACCAAGUGUGACUGAUCAGCAACUGACAAUAAAUCAACAUUUCGGAAUUAUGGUUUAAAGCUACCUUAACAGCAUGCAAACAUGUUGGAAACACCACUGACAGUCAAGGUGGUUAUAAGCUUGCUAACAUGGUUGGAUAUAUGCUUGUCUUACAUUUUGGUGUGAUGUUCCAUCGCUGGCCACAUACAGCAUGGCUUGGAUGGUUGGUGCAUACAGUGGAUUUAUCUGACCUUCACAUGACCAUAUUCCAUCAACAUGAAUUUCAAGAUGGUAACAGAAGUAGUUGCCUGUAGAAAAAAAGCAUGCCUCAGAAAGUGACAGAUUGUUGCAUUGUGUUAAUUGAUGCUAAUUUGAGCCCUUUGAAGUAUAUGCCACAGGACCUUAAAGACAUGUCAUUAGUUGUUUAUUUUGGAGUGAAAAGUCCCCAUCUGGUGUUGUGUUGAAUUUGGACCCAUGCCUUUAAUCCUGUCCAUCUGUGCUUCUGUGGCGGUUUGUCCCAGUCAGGGGACACAAGGUAUUCCUGACCGAUAAUCUACGGGAUAACAUCAGGUCAGCUUUUGAACCUCAGAACCAAAGGGACACAUCAGAACACAUCACAUCAGUGGGCAAUGGGAGUUGUGGGGCUAACAGGAUUUGACAUAUUUGGUCACUUAGAAAUGUACAGUUCUGAGCAAAAAGCCCUUCCUGACAAAUAUGUUGCGUGUGUGUGUGUGUGUGUGUGUGUGUUUCUGUGGUGUGUUUGUGUUUCCGUCUUCAAGUGUAUGAGAUGCAAAGCCAAACCACAGAGAGUAACCUUUCGGCUGUAGUCAGCUGUAGUGGCCUGUGAGACAGCUUAGCUGAUGCACAGACCUGUGAAGAUGAGACAUGGUGUUUUCUCCUCAGGAGGACACUUUUCAGGCCUCGCAUGUCACACAUAUCUGCUGACACCGAGACCACACUCUAAUGGUUCUCUCUCUUGCUCAAAACUUCGCUGGGAAAGGGUCGAGCCUUCAUCCGCUACUCGUUGGUGCACCAGAGGUUGGCUGAUACCCUGCAGCAAUGUCUGAUGAACCACAAAGUCACCAGUGAGUGGUACUAUGCCCGCAGCCCGUUCCUGAAAUCUCACCUAAGCAUUGACAUCAUCAACCACCUGUACGAGCUGAAUGAGAUCCAGUUUGAUGUGGCUUCCAGAGGUCACGAUCUAGACUCUGAUUGGCCCACAUUUGCCAGGAGGACACUCGGGACAGGUGUCUCCACUUCUCACCUGUGGAGACCACCCAGUCGCUGCUCCAGUGUCAACAGCCUGGUCAGCAACUACUCACAGUCCCUACAGCAGCCUGCUGAGUUCCUCCCUGGGCCCGACUUCAGUCCGUGUCUGCUGGGUGAGCUUAGCGAGCUGGGUAACCUCUCCAGUUGCAGCGCAGCCGACGACCUGCGCGUGGAGCUCGACCAGUCGGAGCUGCGGCAGCAGGAGCUCCUCGAGCGUGUGCGCCUGCUCACCAAGGAGGCCGGCGACCUGCGAUUGGUCAUCUGCAACCUCGAGGGCCAGUUGUCUUCCACAGAGAGCGCCGGGCAGAAGAAGAAGCAGCAGCAGUGUGCAGCAGGCGUGGUCAGCGGUCGGCAGGAGGUCGCACACAACCAGCAAGCGGAGGAGACGAAGGCCAACGGGGAGUUUGUGAACCACGUCGUCCAGGCCGACGCGCCACCAGAGGUCCUCGGCGUCAGGGAGGCGUCCGAGAGCGACUUGCAGGCCAAGCUGAGCGUCGCCGAGAAGAGAAACAUGGAACUCCUGGCCAAACUGGACGGGGCGCUGACCGAGAAGAGCCAGCAGGCGGCCAGCUACUGCGACUCGGCCUGGAAGAUCCAGGAGCUGCUGGCCAAGCUGAAGGAGGCCGAGGCCGAGCGGCUGGAGGCCCGCCAGCGGCACGAGGAGCUGGGGCAGCGUGCCGAGCUCCUGGCCCAGGAGCUGCGCCUGCGCGAGCAGAGCCUGCGCGAGAGCGGCGAGCGGCUGGCGGCGGCUGAGGAGGAGCGCGCCGGCUUGCUGCGGCAGGCCGAGGAGCUGCGGGCGGCAGUGGGCCGCCUCCAGGGGGCGCUGUCGCUGAAGGAGCGCGAGACAGGGAACCUGCGCACGCAGCUGCAGGACCUGCAGGGGGCGCUGGAGACGCGCGAGCGGCAGGCCGAGGACCGCGAGGCACUGCAGCAGAGGAACCAGAGCCUGAAGGAGGAGCAGGUCAAAAGUCGCGAUGCCCAGACGGAGACGGCCAGCGCGGGGCCCAAAAAGGACCCGACGGCUAAGAAAGUGGAGGACUACAAGGCCCAGUGCACCACGCUGAUGGAGCUCAACGCCAAGCUGCUGCAGACGGUCAAGCGGAACGAGGAGAGCACGCGCGAGCUGGCCCAGGCCCGGCAGGCGGCAGAGCGCGAGCUGGCCGCGCUGCGCGUCUCCGAGGCGCAGCUCCGCACUCGGCUGGAGGAGGCCCAGCUGCCCCUGGAGGAGUGCGAGAGGAGGCUGCUGGAGGAGAACCGGCGGCUGGAGGAGAGCGCCCAGCAGGCCCUGGCCCGGGCGGAGGAGGCCGAGGAGGAGGCGCGGAAGCUGGAGAGGGAGCGGGAGGAGCGGAGGGAGGAGCAUGCCGAGGCUAGGGAGCGGCUGGCGUCGGCGCGAGAGGAGCUGAGCGCGCUCACAGCUCGGACCGCCAAGCUGGAGGAGAGACGGGCCACCUCCGAGGAGAAGCAGGAGGAGCUGCGGAGGCAGCUGGAGGAGGCCGAGAGCAGGAGCAGGAGCGGCGAGGAGGGGGAGGGAGAGCUAGGAGCGUCCGGCCAUGCGGUGGUGUCCAGGCUGGCCCUGGCGGAGGCCCAGCGGGAGCUGCAGUCGCGGGAGGUGCUGCGUCUGCAGGAGGAGGCCUCGGGGCUGCGCGCCCAGCUGCAGCAGAGCACCGAGGAGCGGCUCAAGACGCAGGCGCUGCAGGAGGUGACCGAGGCCUCGCGCGAGGACCUGCGUGCCCAGGCCCAGCAGCUCAAGGCGCAGGUGGAGGAGAUGAACCGCCGGCACGUGGACGAGCUGCUGCGGGGCCGCGAGCGCGAGGAGGCCCUGGCCGGCGAGAGGGACCGCGAGGCGCGCGAACGGGCAGCGGCAACUUCGGAGGCGGCGGCGCUGCGCGAGGAGCACGGCGUGCUCAAACGGCGACUCGACGCGCUGGCCGUGGAGAACGCGGAGGCGCGCGAGGCCCUGCACCGCGCCAACACCGAGACGGCCGAGCUGGGCGUGCACGUGUGCGCGCUGACUGGACAGAACGAGGAGGCGCGCCGGCGCUGGGAGGCGCUCUCCGAACGUCUCCGGCAGAUGGAGGAGGAGGCGGCCGCAGAGGCGUGCAGACUCAACACGAGCCUGAAGACCCUCCGGGAGGAGAACAGCAGGCUGCAGGAGGAGCUCAGGCAGGCUCAGCCGCUCCCCGCCAGUCUGCAGGAGGCGCAGGGCAGCCUGGAGGAGACGCGGGGGAGGCUCCGGAGUCUGCAGGAGGAGAGUCAGCGGGAGAUCCAGGACCUCAAGCUCCAACUGAGCAGCAGCGGCGUGCAGCACGAAGCCAGGCUCCAGUGCGCCACAGAGGAGCUUGAGGGUGUGAGGACACAACUGGUGGCCGCGCAACAGCAGAUUUCAGUUCUCCAAACUAAGCUGAAGGAAGUGGAGACCGUAUCUCUGAACAGCGGCCAGUCAUUUGAGGUCGCAAACACCCACGUUGCCAACAGUGUUGUUCUUCAGAAAGAGGAAGAAGUGAGGAAACUGAAAGGAGAUGUAUCCAAAGCGGAGGAGCAGCUGGCGUUGGCCCAGAAGGCCUGUCAGGACCUGAGUGAGAGCCUGCGCCGCACUACCGUGGAGAAGCAGACGAGCGAUCUGAAGACGUCGGCCGAGAUCGACGACCUGUACCGCACCAAGAGGAACCUGGAGGAGAGGCUCAUCGAGCUCAUCAGGGAUAAAGAUGCACUGUGGCAGAAGUCGGAUGCGUUGGAGUUUGAGCAGAAGCUGCGUGAGGAGGAGCAGACGGACCGUGAGCAGAGCCACUGCCUGGGCUGCCACAGCCAGUUCAGCUGGUGGCUCCGCAAGCACAACUGCAGGCUGUGUGGACGGGCCUUCUGCUACUACUGCUGCAGCAACACGGUGAGCACGCAGCAGGGAGGGACGCGCGAGCGCUGCUGCAAGGACUGCUACACGCAGCACAGCGCCGUGGUGGAGCGCCACCCGCAGGAGGAGCUGGGCACGCCGCCCUACCCGCCCUUCAACCCCCUCACGCCCCCCAGCUCCGCCGGGCCCAGUGUCAGAGUGGCCGAGCCGCCCCCCAGGGCACCCGAUGACGGUGUGUUUGACAUUAUCACGGAGGAGGAGGUGAACUGCAUCUAUGAUGGCGACUCACUCUCCUACACCACUGCCUGCUCUCCCGGGACUGGACGACAGGAGGCAGAAAAGUUGAACAGCAGCACCAGUGCCGAUGACGCCACAACUGAGGAACCAGAAGAGAUUAUCGCCACUGUGCAGGACGCUGAGCUGUGCCUGCUCAAGUCUGGAGAGCUCACACUGUCAGUGCCCUUUGGUGUGGAUGAGAUCGCCCAGUUUGGAGACGAGUUUCGGGAGCUGUUCGUGAAGUCCAGCUGCUACAGUAUCAUCCCCAUUGCUGUGGGUAGUGCCGGUCCCACUAUCAGCUGGGUGUUCUCCUCCGAGCCCAAGAGAAUCUCUUUCAGCAUGGUGUACAGAGACAACACUGACAUCCCCCUGGAGCAGGGCAAGGUGAUGAUCCCUUUGACGAGAUGCAACUCUCACAAGGAGACCAUCCAGGGGCAGCUGAAGGUGCGAAGUCCUGGCGAGUACACCCUGAUCUUUGACAACUCCUUCUCUAGGUUCAUCUCAAAGAAAGUGCUUUAUCGCCUGUCUGUGGAGAAACCAGUGGUGUACGACGGCAGCGACUGUCCUUAAACACGCACACAGAACCCUCAACCUCCAGAUGUGUCCGUAUGCAUGUUUGUGCGUGUACGACAGUCAUACAGACAGACAGAUGGCAGCGGGUCUGGGAGCUGCUGCCUUCGGGUUUGUGUGGCACCUGCCAAGACAAAGAAGAAGAAGAAUGUGUGUUACUGUAGCGAAUUCAGUAGUGGCCAGAGGAUGGCUUUCAGGGUAGAACUCUCCAGAACAGCAGAAUGUUCUCCUGUGGAACCUCCCUGUCUAGAACCCAAAGAAUAGAGCAGUAACCCAAAGCCACAUGUGCAUACGGUACUUGGGGGAAAAGGUGUAGUCUUGACAGAUGAUCAUUAUUACUAUAGAAAGCUCUCCUAUAUUUAUCUCUUUUCGAGAGUCUGUUUCAUAGGAAAUCUGCUAAGUUUGGAAUGAUGUGUUACAUAGUUUGUAUUUUUGGUGAAAUAGUUUGUUUUUAAAGGUCAGGUUGUGUCAAAAGAUAUAUAAAGGAACUGAAGUACACAACAUAAUAGAUAAACUUAUCUAUGAUAUGAUAUUGCACAAAACUGUUUUUCUAAAAACAAAAAAGUUGAAUUUUUUUUUUAAUUUCCACUGACAGCUUGAAGCCUUUUGCAGAGAACACAAUUUUUGUCUUAUUGUAGGAAUGUUUCAAGAUUGAUUCUUACCAAGUCAGCCUUGACUGUCAAAUAUUUAUACUGACUUAUGAAAUGCCAACUCUUAACUUUCAUACUUGAUGGCGAAAGUUUAGGAAACCAAUGUGAAGGACUGUUUCAACUGAACGCUUGAAUUGCAUAGCAUGUCAAAACUAUGUAAACAAGAUAAGCUAUUCCUUGUGGUGACUGGAAAUAAUGCAUGUAUGCAUUGUGGCUGUCAUCUCUCAAACGGUAUUGUGUAAUAACAUAAAGGUCAGUUAAAGGUAAAUUAUUCUGUACUGAUAAAUCAUUUUAAUAGGCUAAGCAAGGUUAGAAGAGUGAGUGUAUGUAUCAGUACCCUUAUUACCCUCUCAGAGAGCUGACAGAAGCCUUCUCUCAGAUUGGACUGGACUCCGCCAGACCUGCGCCAGGUGACCACACAUCUCCGUUCUGGUGGCUCUCACGUAGCUGAUGGAGACUGAUGGCUGUGUUCCGUACUCCCUUGAAACAUGACCAUCCUAAC
Molecule: messenger RNA, 7017 nt
Organism: Alosa sapidissima (American shad)
Lineage: Eukaryota; Metazoa; Chordata; Actinopteri; Clupeiformes; Clupeidae
Gene: fyco1b
Product: FYVE and coiled-coil domain autophagy adaptor 1b
Exons: 15
Coding region: 1969-5865 (1298 amino acids)
Biological process (GO): positive regulation of autophagosome maturation; plus-end-directed vesicle transport along microtubule
Cellular component (GO): lysosome; late endosome; autophagosome
Molecular function (GO): metal ion binding
Source: RefSeq, a predicted model, not a curated record